This is a messenger RNA of Caenorhabditis angaria, 2395 nucleotides long. The record is from the annotation of a GenBank genome assembly. Lineage: Eukaryota; Metazoa; Nematoda; Chromadorea; Rhabditida; Rhabditidae.
AUGCCGAAGCCGAAUCCGCCGCCCAAAGAAGACACAUGGGCUUUUCAACCAAUCGGUUCACCAUUUCCACCAUCGCCUGUCAAAUGUAUGGGCGAACAGAACAUGUACGUCGCUUUGUGGUAUAAACACGGAAAACCGAUUCAUGGAAGAUCGUGGAACAAUGGUGGAGUUGUUGAGUGCUCUUUCCCAUACAAAACUGCCGAGUUGAAGACGAAACAAGAGUUGGAGGGACAAAUUCAAGUUUUGCAAUAUAUUGGAGACCAUAAUACUCAAGGUUGGUUGGAAAUCGGGGGGAAUUGAGCAAAAAAUCGAAUUUUUCGAGAAGAAUGGGGGUACUGUAGAACGAAAUGUGUGUGCGCAGGGUGAAUGCACAAAACACACCUGACUUGACGACACUUUAUUUUUUACGGGCGGUUUUUGCGGUUUUGGGGCAUUUUUCAAAGUUUUCGGCGAUUCUGAAGUGAUUUUUAGGUGUUUUGCACCUAGUUUAGGUAAGAAUUUAAAGAAACUAUAGGAUUUCAAGAAAUUUUUAGAAAUUUCUAAACGUUUUAGAGCUUUUUAAAGCAACACCCUCGUAUAAUAGGCACUUUCUUGAAAAAAGCCCAAAUGUUCUCAAAUCUUAGAUUUAGCUUAUUUUUACUGUUUUCUAGUUCGGAGAAAAAAUUCAAAACGUUUCGAUAAGUAUUAGCCGAAAUAUGGGAGCCCAUUGAAAAACUGAAAAAACUCAAAUUCAAACAGCGCGGGCUAGCGUCAACGCGGAGUCUCGUUGUUUUCUUUUUAUUUUUUCGCAAAAUUUUUCCGUUUUUUUCGGAAAAUGACAAUUUGCAUGGAAACAACUGUUUUCUGGAUAUGAAAAAAAUAAAGUGAAGAAAUAUAAACACGAAGAUUCAAUAUUUCAGACGAAAACUAAAUUUUUCUAUGGAAAUUGUGUUUUUUUAGUUUUUGACCGGAAUAUGCAAUAUAAAACUGAAAUAUCAUUGUCAAAAAUGAAAGUAGAGAUAGUUAAGUAUGUUCAGAAAUCAUUGUUAUAAUUUAUUUCAUUGUUUUCAGUGAAACAAUUCACUUUUUGUUGAAAAAAGUUGAAAGGGGUACUGUAGCACACAAUUGUCGUCACAGUGUUUGCACAAAUGUCAUGAAAUUGCGGAUCUGCACAAUCUGCAGGCGAUUUUCAAAAAAAAAUUGUUUUUUUUUCAAAAUCGGUCAAACUUGAUCGUUUUUGAGUAUUUCUUCUUCAUAUUUCUUGUGAGUAUAGCUGGAUAGGUUAAUUUUAUAUAUUUUGGUGUUUGAAAGCAUUUCGCAAUGGCCUUAUUAUACGAGGGUGUUGCUUUAAGGCUCUGCCCAAUUUUGAAGGCUUUUUGAAUCUUUUGACGAAUGGUCAGAGCAGAUUUCACUAGGUUUCUCGGCAGUGGAAACUACUAAAAAAAACCCUAUUCCUAUUAAAAAUAUGAAUUUUUCAGGUUUCUGGUACGAAUGGAUCAAGUACAAGGACCGUCUCGAAAAAAUCGACGACAAACAUCAAUUGGUUCGUUGCGGUGAUUCGUUCCCAAUCUUCUGGAAACGCAAGGAAGGAAAUCUCCUCGGCUACGUUGACAACAAAACCGAAGAAGCCUGGUUCUCUGCCGAUGGAAAAGUGCACAGAUUGGUCGGACCAGCUCUUGCCGAAAUGUACAUUAUUGUGCGCAACUGCAUUGGCGGACCACCACAUUGUGAAUGUGACAAUUGUCCGAAACCGCCGCCACCACCACCAGUUCCACCACCGGGUCCACCACCACCAAGAGUUUGCCACGAUGAAUGGAUUGAUAUUCGUGAGGGUGAUCCGUUCCCGACACGCAAAUUGGUCAAGGCUUUGGACAAGACUUUGGACACUUUGCCUGGAGUUAAUCCAGAUCAAUAUGUUGCUUUGUGGUAUAUGCAAGGAGAACCAGUUAUGGGACGUGUUUGGAACGAGAAUGGAAAGGUUUGUGCUCGAAAGACUUUAGGCUUAGCCUUUCACUAGCUUUCCCACUUCAAUUUCCCAUUUUUCUAGGUUGCUGCCAACUUCUCUUGGUUCAACAAUGAAUAUUGCAAAGGAGUCGGUUCAAUUCAAUUGUUGGUCCGUCUUGGAGAACAUGUCGUCGGUUAUCAAUAUGGCUGGAUUCCAUUCCCAGAAGCUGCCAAAUUCGAGGAAGGAAAAGACUGGAAACCGGUCCACGUCAACAAUCACAAGGGUGACAUUUCUGUUGGUGUCGUCAAUUUGGCUGGAGGUAAACAAAUUUUGGCCAAAGUUGAUGUUCGUAACGAGAAGUAUGGAUAUGGUUUUGGUGGAAAGGAGGUUUCGGCGAGUGGACCGGCUUGCGCUUCUUCUGUCACUGUUUUGUGUCGUAAAGCGUUGCCGGGAUACAAGUUGGAUGGAUAA